AUGGCAGCACGGACGGAUUCCUCGAGCCGAGCGUCACGUCGCCUGAUGUUGAUUCCGCUUACACAUACCCUGCAACCACAAAGAAUGAUUGCCAGAAAGCCUGCCUCCUCAAUUGCUCGUGCACUGCAUUUACUUUCAAACCGCCUUCCGGGCCGUGCCAAAUCUGGUCAGGAGAUCGGUUUUGACAAUAAAUCUGAAACUCUUUGGCAGAGUUUCGACUAUCCUGUUGACACCAUGUUGCCAGGGAUGAGGUUCGGUGGACAGCAAAAGCUAAUCUCUUGGAAAAGUUCAUUGGAUCCUGCUCCUGGGCUUUUCUCCUUUCAUGGGGAUCCAUCUGGGGUCAAACAAUUCGUGCUAACAUGGAACAAUUCUGUACAGUAUUGGGCGAGCGGAGCGUUGGACGGCAAAAUUUUCAGUGGAGUUCCAGAAAUGACAGACAUACGGUUCUACAAUAUCACCGUUGAAAAUACCAAGUCUGGUUGGUAUGUCACAGAUACAUCGAUGCCCAUCCUCUCACGCUUCGUCCUAGCUAAGUCUGGAGGAUUACAAUUAUAUGGUCUGCUUGAUAACAGUAGAAUAUGGAACUUCUUCUGGUCUCAACCAAGAGAUCAAUGUGCCGUAUAUGGUUUGUGCGGCGCUUAUGGAAUCUGCGAUUCCAACAAUAUUCAGUUCUGCAGCUGUGUGGAAGGAUUCACCCCCACAGACAUCCAGGCCUGGGAUUCGCGAGAGUGGUGGUUCAGUGGCUGUGCUCGGCAAAGCCCCUUAAACUGUGAUGCCAAAAAUGGCAGCACGGACGGAUUCCUCGAGCCGAGCGUCACGUCGCCUGAUGUUGAUUCCGCUUACACAUACCCUGCAACCACAAAGAAUGAUUGCCAGAAAGUCUGCCUCCUCAAUUGCUCGUGCACUGCAUUUACUUUCAAACCGCCUUCCGGGCCGUGUCAAAUGGCACUGGCUAUCCAGGGGAAAAUUUGCACCGCGUGGAUAGCCGUGCUUCCUCGGGGCAGCGUAAUUCCUUUUAACAGCAAAGCAGAGGGCACACUCUUCGAAGCCGCAGAGUUGCACGGACGGGAGAGAGGAUUGCACGAUGCUGCAGGAAGUGGCAAGCACAGAAGGCACGGACCGAAGAAGCACGGCUAUCCAGGCGGUGCAAAUUUUCCCCUGGAUAGCCAGUGCCGUGCCAAAUCUGGUCAGGAGAUUUGUUAA
Messenger RNA from Cryptomeria japonica (Japanese cedar), 1203 nucleotides. RefSeq names its product G-type lectin S-receptor-like serine/threonine-protein kinase At2g19130. The transcript is spliced from 2 exons. The coding region runs from base 1 to 1203 and encodes 400 amino acids. The record is from RefSeq and is a predicted model, not a curated record. Gene Ontology annotation, biological process: recognition of pollen. NCBI's taxonomy places the organism in Eukaryota, Viridiplantae, Streptophyta, Pinopsida, Cupressales, Cupressaceae.